UGCGCAGCGGCGCUUCAAGCCAGAAGUGCAGGACCCGAGCGAGCGGAAGGAGACGGGAGAGAUGAGCUGAGAUUGAAGCAGGAAACCUCCGUCAGUUCAGAUCCGCUCACCGGCUGUAAACUCCGGGUUCAAACCGCUGCUUCCCUCCAGCGAACAGAAGAGACGCGAUAACGGGAUUUCGGCUCGGAGUUAUUAGAAGUUUCCGCGCGGAGUUUGUGAGGAGUAAUUUGUGUUUUGUUUUUCCUCCAGGGGGUGUGGGCUGUGUGGUUCCCACCUGUCCCUCGCCCUCCCUCCCUCCUUCCCUCCCUCUCCGGCUCUUCCAGCUGUUGGGAAUCAUGGCGCUCCGAGCCAAAGCGCUGUACGACUUCAACUCCGAGAACCAAGGCGAGCUGUCGGUGAGGGAGAACGAGAUCCUGACUUUGUACAGCGAGCACGACAUCGAGGGCUGGCUGGAGGGGACGAACAGCAGAGGGGACCGGGGGCUGGUCCCGGCUUCUUAUGUGGAGAUACUGAAGAACGACGCUCCCGCCGCGAUUAACAACAACACCGGAAGCACAUCUGGGGAGUCCAGGUACGCCAACGUCCCGAGCGGGGGCUUCGAAAACUUUUCCAAACCAUCUCCCCCCAGUUCCAGCACCAUCUCAGCCCCCCUGCAGCAGCAGGACUACAGGCAGCACAGUCAGGGCAGUGAUGAGGACUGGGACGAUGACUGGGAYGACAGCUCCACAGUGGCAGAUGAGCCACACUCAGUGGGAGGGAAGUACAACGACUACGAAGGCAAUGGACCCUCCACCUACAGGGUGUCGACGUCCGCGGGGCCAAGAGGCAACGCUCAGCAGGCCAGGAGCUCUGCCACAGUGGGCAGGAACCUGAAYAGGUUCUCCACCUUCGUGAAGUCGGGAGGCGAGGCGUUUGUGCUCGGCGAGGCGUCGGGCUUCGUGAAAGAUGGGGAUAAGAUCUGCGUGGUGAUGGGCCAGUACGGUCCAGAGUGGCAGGAGAACCCCUACCCCUUCAGCUGCACGAUCGACGACCCCACGAAGCAGACCAAGUUCAAGGGCAUGAAGAGCUACAUUUCCUAUAAGCUGACCCCCUCGCACACGCAGACCCAGGUGAACAGGAGGUACAAGCACUUCGACUGGCUGUACGCCCGCCUGGCGGAGAAGUUCCCCGUCAUCUCGGUGCCGCACCUGCCGGAGAAGCAGGCCACGGGCCGCUUCGAGGAGGACUUCAUCUCCAAGAGGAGGAAAGGCCUGAUCUGGUGGAUGAACCACAUGACCAGCCACCCCGUCCUGGCCAGGUGCGACGUCUUCCAGCACUUCCUCACCUGCAGCAGCACCGACGAGAAGGCCUGGAAGCAGGGCAAGAGGAAGGCGGAGAAGGACGAGAUGGUUGGAGCCAACUUCUUCCUCACCAUCAGCACCCCUCCCAACCCGCUGGACUUCCAGGAGGUCGAGAGCAAAAUCGACGGGUUCAAGACGUUCACCAAGCGGAUGGACGACAGCUCCUUGCAGCUCAACGCCACUGCCAACGAGUUUGCCCGUAAACAGAUCAGUGGCUUUAAGAAGGAGUAUCAAAAAGUGGGGAUGUCGUUUAAGUCCCUGAGCCAGGCUUUUGAAAUGGACCAGCAGGUGUACUCCUCCGGACUCAACCAGGCCAUCUCCUUCACUGGGGAUGCGUACGAAGCAAUUGGAGAAUAUUUUGCCGAGCAGCCYAGCAAGGAUCUAGACCCAGUUAUGGAUCUCUUAGCUCUUUACCAAGGGCACCUGGCAAACUUUCCAGACAUCAUUCAUGUCCAAAAAGGAGCCCUGACAAAGGUGAAGGAGAGCCAGAAGCAYGUGGAGGAAGGCAAGAUGGACCGGUCGCAGGCAGAGGGCAUCAACGACCGCUGCAACAUCAUCUCCUGCGCCACGCUGGCUGAGAUCCAGCAUUUCCAUCAGAUCCGGGUGCGGGACUUCAAGGCCCAGAUGCAGAGCUAUCUCCAAGAGCAGAUCUCUUUCUUCCAAAAGAUCACGGGCAAGCUGGAAGAGGCUCUGCGGAAAUAUGACGACGCGUAGUGGACGGCUCGUUUUAGCCCGUCGGUUUGAGUCCCCGAUGAUGAAUGACUGUGCGCCUCCCACGACCGGUCAGCCGCUGCUACACCUGCCAGUACCGCACACUGCCGAGUGCUGCUAAACCAGCAGAGGGGGGCUCUCUAAGGAGAGGACACUUAAUUAAAUAAUGUGUUUAUUUGUUUGAACCCUGGCUGUCAUUUCUGUUUGACCACAUUUCUGGUUUGACGCCCUUGUUUACAAAAAGACAUUCGGGCCAACUUUUAACACGAAUAAAAAUUCUCACCGUCUCAGACAUAAAGAUGUCAAUAAUGAUGCUUCACCACUUGGGUGGGGGCGCACGGACGAAAUAAAUGUUACCAUGUAGGGAGGAAAUCCUUCAUUCACCUCUGCCUUCACAUCUGGUGCAAAGUUUUAUUACAAGGAGUGUUUUUAAAGCCUUACACACUCUUUUUAAACGGUGGAUAAAAAGACCACCACUCCGGGAGCAGAGAAACUUUUGUGGGGCCUAACACAGCRCCUUGUGGAAACACUCCUCCAGGACAAAACCUUCAAGGACAAACAGGACAGAUUGUUUACUGAGCAGCCUCUGUGUUGCUGUGCCUUUCUGCUCAUUUUUGGUAAUAUUAUAGAAAGAUGAUGUAUUUGUUUUUUUUUUGUUGUUUUUUUACAAAGCUACAAUUCAAUCACUGCGUCGAACGAGAGCAGUGUGUUCUCUGGAGAAUCGUUUGAUCCAAUUGUGGCUCCUGGAUUGAUCUUUAAAACGUUUUUGGGGCGGCAGCACCAGAAUCAGGGAUUACCUGCUUUGACAAUUACAAUCCACGCUUCACUCCCCAAUGCACAGACAGCACUAAUGCUGAUUUAGGCACGCAGAAUCCAAGAGACACUUAAUUAUCACUUUCUACAGUUAGAUCUGAAUUUAUUGGCAGAAUGUUGGCUUUGAGGCUCGAGGCUUCUCACCGGGUCCUUCUGAACUGUACUGAUGUUUUUAACCGUUACGAUGCCGUUGCAAUGGAAAAAUUUAUUGUAGAAGAAGAGAUGCAAAUUAAAUUCAUCCUCCGUAACAAA
Molecule: messenger RNA, 3116 nt
Organism: Austrofundulus limnaeus
Lineage: Eukaryota; Metazoa; Chordata; Actinopteri; Cyprinodontiformes; Rivulidae
Gene: snx18a
Product: sorting nexin 18a
Exons: 2
Coding region: 336-2054 (572 amino acids)
Biological process (GO): mitotic cell cycle; endosomal transport; endocytosis
Cellular component (GO): plasma membrane; cytoplasmic vesicle
Molecular function (GO): phosphatidylinositol binding; protein binding
Source: RefSeq, a predicted model, not a curated record